GUAAUGGAGGGUACUGGGGUAACUCCUGCAAUACAACAUGCCCAGUUAAUUGUGGAGAAGGGUACUGCCACCAAAUUGAUGGUAGCUGUCAAACAUGCAAGCCAGGGUAUAGCGGACGGAAAUGUACUGACCGUUGUAUGGAUAAACAAUGUAGUCUUUGUCAGUUCGAUGCUUCAAAAUGUUAUGAAUGCUUGACCGGAUGGUAUGGUAAACACUGUGAUGAAAAAUGUCCCAAGCAUUGCUCGACAGCCGACUGUGAUCAGGGAACAGGAAAAUGUCUAAAGUGUCAGAACGGUUACUUUGGAGAAUUUUGUAAUGGAAAGUGUGACGUAGCUUGUGAUACAUGUUCUGAUAACGUGUCAUGUGAUACGUGUAAAAAGAGUUUAUAUGGUGUUUUCUGUAAUCUUGCAUACCCAAAGGAAUGUAUUGAUUGUGCACGUGAUGGAAAAUGUGAAACUUGCAGUGCUGGUUACUUCGGUGCAGAUUGUAUGUGCAGCAUUGCAGAAUGCACGAAUGCAACAAACAAAAAAUGCUUCCGGUGUAGAAAUAACAUGACCUGGUAUUCAUUUCAAAAUGGUUGUUGUCCAUGCAGUGAACAUUGCCUCCAGAUCAAUAACAACGAACCAACGUGUAACUUUAACACUGGAACCUGUAUGCAUGGUUGUAAAAACAAUUACAUUGGUGAAAAAUGCAUAGAUAAAUGUAGUGAAAACUGUGAAACUGGGAAUUUUUCCGCUUGCAUCAAUGGCACAACCAUAUGCCAAAAUGGUUGCAAGGAUGGUUGGUAUCUUCCAAAGUGUGAAUUUAACUGUUCAUUGAAUUUUCCACACUGUGAUGCAUGUGAGGCAUAUACUGAUAAAGACGAUAAAAAUCCUCAUGUUUCAUGUCACAAGUGUCAACCAGGUCACUACAGCGAUUUUUACACCAGUUUUUGUAAGCCCUGUGAAAACUGUAUUGACGAUGCAUGUGACGGCUCAUUAGGAUUCUGUAAUAAAGGUUGCCGUGAUGGUUGGUAUGCUCAGAGAGCUAGAUAUUUAUGUGAAUAUCGCUGUAGCAGUACGUGUGUUGAUCAGUCGUGUGACAAUAUAGGAGGUGCAUGCUUAAAAGGAUGUCACCAUGGUUAUUACGGUCAAAAUUGUGGGUUGAAGUGUUCCAACGGUUGUAUGAACGGAACAUGUAACAACACUAGCGGAGAAUGCGCACUUGGCUGUACUACGUCCACUUAUGGUAAUUAUUGUAAUGUAUCGUGCAGUAAUAGCUGUGGACAGGGUGGAUGUAGUGAUAAAACUGGUGUUUGUUUUGGUGAGUUGUAA
Mytilus californianus (California mussel) is the source of this 1313-nucleotide messenger RNA. Its product is annotated as multiple epidermal growth factor-like domains protein 10. NCBI's taxonomy places the organism in Eukaryota, Metazoa, Mollusca, Bivalvia, Mytilida, Mytilidae. The coding region runs from base 138 to 1313 and encodes 391 amino acids. The record is from RefSeq and is a predicted model, not a curated record. The transcript has a single exon.